Ctenopharyngodon idella (grass carp) is the source of this 2803-nucleotide messenger RNA. It is a transcript of the gene cdk5, whose product is annotated as cyclin-dependent kinase 5. The transcript is spliced from 12 exons. Lineage: Eukaryota; Metazoa; Chordata; Actinopteri; Cypriniformes; Xenocyprididae. The record is from RefSeq and is a predicted model, not a curated record. Gene Ontology annotation, molecular function: cyclin-dependent protein serine/threonine kinase activity; ATP binding. Gene Ontology annotation, biological process: protein phosphorylation; axonogenesis; synaptic vesicle transport. The coding region runs from base 180 to 1058 and encodes 292 amino acids. Gene Ontology annotation, cellular component: cytoplasm; nucleus.
AAGUGUGUCUCAGUAAAUCGCCAUCUUGAAACCCUUAUUUCUGUCUUCAUGUUGCGUAUUACGCCCCUUGUUGAUAAAAAACGACAGUAAUCAGCUGUUAUUUAAACCUUUAUUUUAAAACGUACGAAAAUAAGGAGCCAGGACGCUUUAUUUAAAAGCUAUUGUAACUGGCUAAAACCAUGCAAAAGUAUGAGAAGUUGGAGAAGAUAGGAGAGGGUACAUAUGGGACCGUUUUCAAAGCUAAAAACAGAGAAACGCAUGAGAUUGUGGCCCUCAAACGAGUGAGACUGGAUGAUGAUGAUGAGGGGGUUCCAAGUUCAGCAUUACGAGAAAUUUGCCUCCUGAAAGAACUGAAGCAUAAAAACAUUGUAAGGUUGCAUGACGUCCUUCACAGUGAUAAGAAGCUCACAUUAGUGUUUGAGUUCUGCGAUCAGGAUUUGAAGAAAUACUUUGACAGCUGUAAUGGUGACUUGGAUCCAGAGAUUGUCAAGUCCUUUAUGUACCAGUUAUUGAAGGGUCUUGCCUUCUGCCACAGCCGAAAUGUUCUCCAUCGAGACCUUAAACCACAAAAUCUGCUCAUCAACAGAAACGGUGAACUGAAGUUAGCUGACUUUGGCUUGGCCAGAGCGUUUGGAAUACCUGUACGAUGUUAUUCUGCUGAGGUGGUGACGUUGUGGUACAGGCCACCGGAUGUGCUAUUUGGUGCUAAGCUAUACUCUACCUCUAUUGACAUGUGGUCUGCAGGGUGUAUAUUUGCAGAACUGGCAAAUGCAGGACGGCCCUUAUUCCCUGGUAAUGAUGUGGACGACCAGCUAAAGAGGAUCUUUAGAUUGCUGGGAACACCGACAGAAGAACAAUGGCAGACUAUGAAUAAACUUCCAGAUUAUAAGCCGUACCCAAUGUAUCCAGCUACUACAUCACUUGUGAAUGUCGUCCCGAAACUCAGCAGCACUGGCAGAGACCUUCUACAGAAUCUUCUGAAAUGCAAUCCAGUACAGCGAAUUUCAGCAGAGGAAGCCCUACAGCACCCUUACUUUGCCGAUUUCUGCCCACCCUAAAUGUCAGAUCACCACAACUUCAUUUAGGAACAGAUGAUGGGCCAAUCUUACCUCGUAAAACCCCUUCAACACCUCCAUCUUUCAGCUCCGCUCACAUCUGCUAGAUCGAGGGACCGUGAAACACUCCUCCCCCUUAAAGUUUAUGAUUUGAUCAUAUGGAUAUGAUGAUAGUGACACUCUCUAAUGCAGAGUGUGGUGCUGUUAUCCUACAUAAACCAUGUGUUUGACUAGAGUCUCCAAAAAUACCUUUAUUAUAUUAGUGUGUUCACCCAAAAAUAAACAUUCGCACAUGGAAAUAAGCUGCAUGAAUAUUCCUCCGCAUACAGGCGGAAUAACUUGAGGGUGAGUAAAUCUUGACCAGAUUUUCAUUUUUGGGUGAACUAUUUGUUUAAAUGUCAAAGAUGCUGAUGAUCAUCACCAAAAUUUCAGUCUUGUCCCUACGCGGUUCAUUUAGUUGAUUGCCAAAUGUGCUUCAUAGGUCUUUAAUGGUUUACAAAAUGCUGCCGUCAAGACUACUGAAAGCAGCGUUUUCUUUUCUUAUUUGUCAAAGAUCAAAUCAGCAGUAUCAUUUAAUAAGGUACAGCACACAUACUUGAUUUAGCAUGUUAAAAUAUAUAGUAUUUAAAAAAGUUACUUUUGUGUUGUACAUUUGGUAAGGGUAUAGGAAAAAGAGUAGAGUCCUUAUUGUGUGACUAAUUUGCCAUUUUCUAUGAAUGAGAUUUUAGCUGUAAUUUUAAACAAUUUGGAUAGUGUUUUCUUUUUAGUUUUUGAGUUUUUCCCCUUCCCGCCACAAAUUUAAGCAAGUCUAGUAUUUCAAAUGGACUUUUUUCAUUAGAAUAAGCUGCAUUUGGAUUCAAAUGUGUUCACGUAGAUUAAGAAAGGGUGUUGAGAAAACUUCUUUUGUAUAGUGGACCACAAAAAUUGCCUUUAACAGUCGGAGCAAUAGCUGUGUGUAAAAGAACGAUGUUCUCAUAAAGCCUCAUAUUUGAAGCAUUCAUAUUUAAAUGCAUGUCAGUGUUGUGAUUACACUUCAGGUGAUGUUGCACAUGUUCCUUAUGGAAGAGUCGGGUCAUUGGAUAAUUUACGUCCAGAUGGCCCUGAAGUCUGUGAAAUACAAGAUAAAACUUAAGUUAUCCCUUCUUUUGCUUUGCUUCUCUCGUCAGCUGUAGUAGAUGUACAUUGUUAGAGAACAUAAUACACAUCACAACUUUCAGGCCUUUCAUAAUGAUUUCAUGGUAUUGAUUUGAAGUACGAUAGUUAUCUGAAAACGGUUUAGAUUGCAUUGAGAUAGUGAGUGGUUGCAUUUUUCAGUUUUUUUUUUUUUAAACACUGUGUGAAAAUGCUUUUAUUUAUUCAUCUAUUAUGUGAUAAAUCAAUAGGUUUAAGUUUCAAAUUAGGUGGAUUUGGAGGCUCGGUAAGGGACCAUUCCUGACACAUGUGGACAGAUAUUUCAUGAUAUAAACAUUUUUUUUAUUAUAAACAACAUAAGAUUUGUUAUGGAGACAAAAAAUGUUGCUAUAGUGCAUAUAGGAUAUUAGCAACAGGCUUGUAAGUAAUGUGUGAAAACAACCUUAUACGUUUCUUAUACGUUGUUAUCAAGAAUGUAGCAGAAUUCUGUUUGCACCCCACCAUCAAGACAACACUGAUUUUUUUCCAUAGAGUACUUUGAUUAUCUGUAAACCAUAUGUAAAAUUUGUUUGAAGAACUGUGCACCAGUUUAUUAAAAAUGUUUUCUCUAAACAGUC